This is a messenger RNA of Penicillium roqueforti, 918 nucleotides long. Its product is annotated as NAD(P)-binding protein. NCBI's taxonomy places the organism in Eukaryota, Fungi, Ascomycota, Eurotiomycetes, Eurotiales, Aspergillaceae. Gene Ontology annotation, cellular component: cytosol. The record is from RefSeq and is a predicted model, not a curated record. Bases 1 to 918 code for a protein of 305 amino acids. Gene Ontology annotation, molecular function: flavin adenine dinucleotide binding; UDP-galactopyranose mutase activity. The transcript has a single exon.
AUGUUUCUGUCAAGACUUCCUUCCGUGGUCACAUUUUGGCUAGCCGUGGCAAUCACCGGCAAUACAUUCGAUCCCAAAAAUUAUGCCAAAGCAGAUGUCCUAGUCUGCGAUGUUGCCGUGGUUGGAGGGGGAUCCUCGGGAACAUAUGCCGCCAUCAACCUGCGCAAGAUGGGCCAGAGCGUAGUGGUUGUGGAAAGAAAGAAGCACCUGGGUGGCCACACAAACACCUACACUGAUAAAGCUACCGGUCUCACUGUGGACUAUGGGGUGCAAUCGUUCCUGAACAGCUCUAUCGCGCUUGACUAUUUUGCCCACUUCAACAUCUCCCUUGUCAAAUAUACCGAAUCUAAUGCCACUAUCUCGCUGACAGAUUUUAAUACAGGAAACCCUGUGCUAUUCAACCCCAGUCGAAACCUGACCGGAUGGGCCAUUCAGGUCGCGCAGUACCCUUGGCUGGACUCUACCUGGGAAAUCCCUCAGCCUGUUCCUCCAGACCUGCUCCUACCAUUGGGGGACUUCCUUGUCAAAUAUAACAUCUCGGAUGCUGCUUUUAAUAUUUAUUUCAGCUCCCAGGGAAUUUCAAAUCCACUACAGCAGUUAACAGUCAACGUGAUGAAGAUGGUGGACGCUGCAUACUUGAGAGAAAUAGCAGGUGCUAGGCUCAACGCCGCAGAUAAAAACAACUCUGAGCUAUAUGUCAAGUCUCUUGCUGAGCUGGGUUCAGAUGCUCUCAUCUCCUCAACCGUUACAGCUGCUGCAAGACCACAAACAGGGCGAGGCGUCUCACUCGUCGUCAAGACGACCACGGGAUUCAAGCUCGUCCAAGCAUCUAAGCUUUUAGUCAACAUUCCCCCAACUUUAGAAAAUAUGAGGCCAUUCAAUUUCAAUCUACAGGAGCUUCAGAUGUUCUCGCAGUGA